Messenger RNA from Clunio marinus, 198 nucleotides. The record is from the annotation of a GenBank genome assembly. NCBI's taxonomy places the organism in Eukaryota, Metazoa, Arthropoda, Insecta, Diptera, Chironomidae.
AUGUUUACACAUUCCGUCAAUUCAAAAGGAAAAAAAAAUCGUCGAAUCGUUUACAUGGCAUUUUCAUUAGCUGCGGACCAACCAGCAUGUUAUUUACUGGUGCAUGUUGCAAGAGUUUCAAUGUCCAAAAAGAAACACGAAUGUGAAUAUGACAACAAAUUUUUACGGUGUUGUUGUGCGAAGCUUAGAAAUGCAUGA